Ciona intestinalis (vase tunicate) is the source of this 891-nucleotide messenger RNA. NCBI's taxonomy places the organism in Eukaryota, Metazoa, Chordata, Ascidiacea, Phlebobranchia, Cionidae. The record is from RefSeq and is a predicted model, not a curated record.
AUUUUACAUUCACAGCCAGCAAGUCAACCAUCGAUGGUUCGUUCAUCAAGUUUAACCAAACCUUAUCCUAUCAUGAGCAGCACGCUACGUCAAGACAAAAGUUUCUUAGCAAUAGAAUCUGGUAACCAAUUUAUUGAUGUGUCCAACCAGAAACUAACAUUACAGGAGAAAAAAAUCCGACAACAGCCACCAAUAGAAGUUGUUGGAAGUCAGGUACUUGGUAGCCAACUGGAAAAAGAAUUGUCCUCAAGCGACUCUGUUUGUAUUGUGAACAGAAAAAAAAGUUUUGGCAGUAAAUCAAGCUUAGUAGAAGUUAUUCCCGAGACUCAGAACGAAUCUUAUCAUGAUAAACACAACCAAUCAACAUCACAUGUGGAGUUAGGUCUUGCCUUCAUGCAUGAUCAGAAUCAGCUAAACAUAUCGGCAGCAGACAAAAGAAUUGUAAAAAGAACAUCAGAAGAAGAAAAAGCAAUUGUGGAAAAUGUAGGGGCUGUAGAAAUUGUUGCAGAAUAUGAAAAAGAGAAGAAUGCGACUAGACAGAGUUCUGCUGAGAAAUCACGAAAACCUCGGAUGACACCUGACGCACAUUCCUCAAGCGAAAGAGAGGUAGCAAAAAAUAAACCAGCAGAAGGCAAGCGUAAGCGAAAAAAGAAAGUAGCAAAAGUUAUUGAUUCACAUCCAAAAAUUCAUACACGAUCACAUACAGCGGGCAAAGAAACUCCCCUAUCUAAGAAGAAUACUACAUCGGAUAUAGUCAAUUCUAUGGGAAAAGAAUUAGAAGUUAGUCUAGUUUUACAGAGUUUAUUUUACAUCAAAUUUACAGUAGUAUGCUCACAGUUUAAAGCACCUACUAAUGAAUCAAUGAAUGCAGCUUACUUUGUUCUUUUGUGA